Molecule: messenger RNA, 1999 nt
Organism: Emiliania huxleyi CCMP1516
Lineage: Eukaryota; Haptophyta; Isochrysidales; Noelaerhabdaceae
Exons: 11
Coding region: 1-1863 (620 amino acids)
Cellular component (GO): Golgi apparatus
Molecular function (GO): protein binding
Source: RefSeq, a predicted model, not a curated record
AUGUAUUGCGGCGGAAUCCCGAUGCCGUGUAGGAGUGACUCGCUCACCUGGGCCCGCUGCAGAUACCUCUCGGCACGGAAGGUGUUCUCGGAGAUCGCUUUCGCAGCGCGCUUGAAGGCAUACACAGACUCGACGAUCAACGCCCGCGGACGCGGCUCAAUGGCCUCCCACCCGAGCCACGAGGCGACCUGGCCGUGGCACACGGGCCACAGCUGCUCCGUCGUCGGCAAGCGGGUCUUUAUUCUCUUUGGCAAGCACGAGGACGAGGAGGGAAAGGUCAUCUGCCCUCCGCUGCAGAUGCUGGACACGGUCAACAUGACGCUGACGUAUCCGCAAGUCCUCCAAGACGCGGAGGGUCGGUCGACGACGCCCGACGACCGCGAGGGGCACACGGCGUCGGUCGUCGACCAGCAAAUCUACAUCUUUGGCGGCACGUGGGAGGACGAGAAGACGGGCGUGAACGCGUACUUGGACGACUUGCACGUCUUCGACGUGGCGAGCUACUCGUGGAUGAAGCCGGCCUAUACCGGCUCUCCGCCGGAAGGGCGGGAGGGCCACUCAGCAGCGGUGAUCGGCCGGCUCAUCUUCAUCUUUGGAGGGACACGUGGGACGUGGGUGCAAGAGGCGGAGCGGACGCCGCACAGAGAGCUCGAGGACGAGGGCGAGUCCGUGUACCUGAACGACCUCCACACCUUCGACACCGCCACCGGCGCGUGGAGCAUGCCGGAGGCGCACGGCCAGCUGCCGAGCCAGCGCGAGGGCCACUCUGCGUGCGUCGUCGGGAGCGACAUGAUACUCUUUGGCGGCGCGGGGCUCGACGGCGACGACCGCUCGAUCAACCUCUGCGAUUUGCACAAGCUCGACACGGCGCCCGACGAGAUUGCACGAGAUUGCACGAGAUUGCACGAGAUUGCACGAGCUCGACACGACACCCCACCGCCGCCCAUCCUCGGCUCUUCACCGCCGCCGGAGCGGAGGUACCACACCGCCUCUGUGGUGGAGGGGCGGCUGCUCGUCUUCGGCGGGCAGUACUACGACUACGGCAAGGACCUGCACUUCGAGUGCUCGAACGCGGUGUGCGAGAUCGACCUCGAGCAGCUAGCGUGGCGCAUCCACCCCCCCUCCUCGCCCUCCCCGCUCAAGCGAGCCUGCCACGCUGCGGGCGUCGUCGGCAAGUGCGUCUACGUGGUUGGCGGCCGCUACUGGGACGAGCAGGAGGACGACUACAUCUUUCUGAACGACGUGCUCGACACGCGGCCCUCGUCCAGCCUCGCCUCGGACUGGCGCCGCUACUUCAACAGCGAGCUCCUCUCGGACGUCUGCUUGCUCGUCGGCGACAUGCGGAUCCCGGCGCACCGCGUGGUGCUCGCCGCGCGCUGCGACUUCUUCGCGCGCAUGUUUGCGUCCGGCAUGAGGGAGGCGACCGAGGAGGAGCUGCCGAUCGUCGACGUCUCACCGCCCGUCUUCCAGCUCCUGCUCGAGCACCUUUACACCGACUCCUCCGCCGUCCCCGAGGAGUCCGCCCUCGAGCUCUUCGCCGCCGCCGACCGCUUCGGCGUCGAGCGGCUGCGCGCCCUCUGCUCGGACCGGAUCGAGGGGAUGCUCUCCGCGGCGAACGUGUGCGACGUGCUGACGGUUGCCGACCAGCACAACGGCGCCGAGUUGGUCGAGGCGGCCGUGUCGCACAUCGUCGAGAACUUUGGCGAGAUACACUGCUCGCCCCCCUUCAGAGAGCUGUCGCGGCCGCUCCUCGACGUGGUGCACGCCGCCAUCGCGCCCAGGCUCGUCCUUGCCGCCCCGCCUGCCGGCCUGGCGGCCGAGGCGGGUGGGUCACGGCAGAGCGCGAGGCGACAUUCGACAUGACGUGACGCGGUCCCUCUGUGUGUGGUGAGCGCGUGCAGUACGCCAGUACGCGUGAGCUCUUGUGUUCAUGAGCUACUCCACGUCGAGAGUAGUAAAAACAGGUAAUGUCCCACUGUAUUUUAGCAUUUUGCUAUUU